Eriocheir sinensis (Chinese mitten crab) is the source of this 3282-nucleotide messenger RNA. RefSeq names its product translation elongation factor 2-like (gene eEF2). Bases 165 to 2705 code for a protein of 846 amino acids. Gene Ontology annotation, biological process: translational elongation. Gene Ontology annotation, molecular function: ribosome binding; GTPase activity; GTP binding. The transcript has 9 exons. Lineage: Eukaryota; Metazoa; Arthropoda; Malacostraca; Decapoda; Varunidae. Gene Ontology annotation, cellular component: ribonucleoprotein complex; cytosol. The record is from RefSeq and is a predicted model, not a curated record.
AUAGUGAUUUUAUAGACAUUGCGGAAGAUGUGGCCACCUGGCGGGAAGAGGGAAAGACUAGGCGUGACGUCAGCCACUCCCCGCCAGUCGGUCCUUUUCGGCGUCUCCAGCAUACGCCGCCACUGUGCUGUUUACUGUGUCACCUUUACCACCAAACAUCCAAGAUGGUGAACUUCACAGUGGAAGAGAUCCGGGAGUUGAUGGACAAGAAGAAGAACAUCCGGAAUAUGUCCGUGAUUGCCCAUGUCGACCAUGGCAAGUCAACUCUGACCGACUCACUCGUGUCUAAAGCGGGUAUCAUUGCCUCCUCCCGGGCAGGCGAGACCCGCUUUACAGACACCAGAAAAGAUGAACAAGAGCGUUGCAUUACCAUCAAGUCAACUGCCAUUUCCAUGUACUUCAAGCUAGGUGACGAAAACGUAGAACUGAUUACCCACCCUGACCAGAGGGAAAAGGGCGAGACUGGUUUCCUCAUCAACCUGAUUGACUCCCCGGGCCACGUUGACUUCUCCUCUGAGGUGACUGCCGCCCUGCGUGUCACUGAUGGAGCCCUGGUGGUGGUGGACUGCGUCUCAGGUGUGUGUGUGCAGACGGAGACUGUGCUGCGCCAGGCUAUUGCUGAGCGCAUCAAGCCAGUACUGUUCAUGAACAAGAUGGACCGCGCUCUGCUCGAGCUUCAGCUAGAACAGGAGGAGCUCUACCAAACCUUCCAACGUAUUGUAGAGAAUGUGAAUGUGAUCAUCGCCACCUACAACGACGAUGCCGGACCCAUGGGUGAAAUGCGUGUUGACCCCAGCAAGGGCUCUGUUGGAUUUGGCUCUGGUCUCCACGGAUGGGCCUUCUCUGUCAAGGAGUUCGCCGACAUUUAUUCGUCCAUGUUCAAGGUUCCUGCUGGCAAGCUUAUGACCAAGCUGUGGGGAGAAAACUUCUUCAACAAGAAGACCAAGAAAUGGUCCACCACCAAAAGCUCAGACAACGAGCGUGCCUUCAACACCUACAUUCUUGACCCUAUUUUCAAGCUGUUUGAUGCCAUCAUGAAUUUCAAGAAAGAUGAGACCCAGAAGCUGUUGGACACACUUAAGAUCAAGCUCACGAGUGAAGACCGUGACAAGGAAGGAAAGCCUCUGCUCAAGGUAGUGAUGCGCACCUGGCUCCCAGCUGGGGACACACUCUUCCACAUGAUCACCAUCCAUCUGCCUUCCCCUGUAACUGCUCAGAAGUACCGUGCUGAGAUGCUGUAUGAAGGACCUAGCGACGACGUCUGCUGCACCGGCAUUAAGAACUGUGACGCCGAGGCUCCCCUCAUGAUGUACAUUUCCAAGAUGGUGCCUACCUCAGACAAGGGCCGCUUCUACGCCUUUGGCCGUGUCUUCUCCGGCAAGGUUGGCAGCGGCCAGAAGGUGCGCAUCAUGGGCCCCAACUUUGUCCCAGGAAAGAAAGAGGAUUUGUAUGAGAAGUCCAUCCAGAGGUCCAUUCUCAUGAUGGGUCGCUUUGUUGAGGCCAUUGAGGAUGUCCCAGCUGGUAACAUCUGCGGUCUUGUGGGUGUUGAUCAGUAUCUGGUUAAGACGGGCACCAUCACCACAAGCAAGGAUGCCCACAACAUGAAGGUGAUGAAGUUCAGCGUGUCACCUGUCGUGCGUGUUGCUGUCGAACCCAAGAACCCAUCUGACCUGCCCAAGCUGGUGGAAGGCUUGAAACGUCUCUCCAAGUCUGACCCUAUGGUUCAGUGUAUCAUCGAAGAGUCUGGAGAGCACAUUGUUGCUGGUGCUGGCGAGCUGCAUCUUGAGAUUUGCCUGAAGGAUCUGGAGGAAGACCAUGCCUGUGUCCCACUGAAGAAGACUGACCCAGUGGUGUCCUACCGUGAGACUGUAGGGGCUGAGUCAACUGAACUCUGCUUGUCCAAGUCCCCCAACAAGCACAACCGUCUGUACAUGAAGGCUGGACCCAUGCCCGAAGGUCUGGCUGAGGAUAUUGAAAAUGGCAAGGUUACCCCACGUGAUGACCCCAAGACAAGGAAGACCUUCCUCUGUGAGAACUACCAGUUUGAUGCCACUGAUGCCAUGAAGAUCUGGACCUUUGGUCCUGAAUCUACUGGAGCCAACCUUUUGAUUGAUGUUACCAAGGGAGUACAGUACCUUAAUGAAAUCAAGGAUUCCUGUGUCGCUGGCUUCCAGUGGGCCACCAAAGAGGGUGUGCUCUGCGACGAAAACAUGAGGGCUGUCCGCUUCAACCUCCAUGACGUUACCCUGCACGCUGAUGCCAUCCAUCGUGGUGGUGGCCAGAUCAUUCCAACGACCCGCCGUGUCUUGUACGCCUGUGUACUAACUGCGCAGCCCCGCCUCCAGGAGCCUGUGUACCUCUGUGAGAUUCAGUGCCCUGAGGCUGCUGUGGGUGGCAUCUAUGGUGUGCUGAACAGGCGACGUGGUGUUGUCUUUGAGGAGAUGCAGGUGGUGGGCACCCCUAUGUUUGUUGUCAAGGCUCAUCUUCCUGUGAACGAGUCCUUCGGUUUCACUGCUGACCUCCGCUCCAACACCGGCGGUCAGGCCUUCCCUCAGUGCGUCUUUGACCACUGGCAGGAGAUGCCCGGCAACCCCAUGGAUACAACUGGCAGCAGCAAGCCCUACCAGAUUGUUGUUGACACCAGGAAGCGGAAGGGCUUGAAAGAAGGCCUGCCUGAUCUUACCAACUACCUGGAUAAAUUGUAAUCACAUGACGUCACUCAUAUAACAUGGAUAUAUACUAUUAAGGUUUAUUUACAUUAUAUUAUGGUGAUUACAAUAAAAAAUGGGAGUUCAAAAUUUGUUUGAAAUUGUUUUUGAUGCCCAACAGUAAAGAGUAUUGUGGAUAAUCAAAGUUGUAUUAAGCAUUGGAUUUUGUUGGGUAGGGGAGUUAUGUAAGAUUUAUAUUAGCAGGAAUAUGCUAAGAUUUUUCCGAUGAUUCCUUGUGUUUUUGAAAUUUAAAUUCUACUUAUUACUUAAUCGCGGGUAUUAGUUAAGGAGAUUAAUCCCAAACCACUGUGAAAUAAGUCAUUGUUCUUGUAAAACUGGCAAAUAUUUAUCUAAAAGCCACCCUAAAAAUGAAAGCUUGUUUUCUGCCGUGAUAUUAUUGCUUUUUGCCGAAGUAAAACUGCUGUUAUGUAAUGUUAUGUUAUGUAAUUGAAUGAAAUGUUGGAUGACUUGAAUAAGCUGUGGAUGUAGCAUGAGAAAUAACCAUCUUAUGUUUUACUCCACAAAAGCAGGUGAAUAAAUAGAUGCUUCAUAAAAAUAAAUGCAUUAUAGCGAA